AUGGACCUUCGUCUUGACAUCUGGGUGAUGCACGCUUCUCAGUCACCCUGCUUUUGCACGCCUGCUUUUGUGAAAUGCAUCACUUGUGCACACAAUCCCUGUUUGUCUGACUUUUUCAAAGAGCGGCGGAUGCCCGAAAUGUUUCUCCGUCUGUCUGCAUGAGGGAUGGCGACCAAACCGCGCCAAGUCCAAGAGUGGUUAUCUACACGUUUGCACCUGUUCGGAUGGAUAAUGACAGUUUAUGCCACAGGUGAAUGAAUAUCGUCUCAGUUUCUCUUCGCAACGAGUGUUUUGAAGCUGUUUUCUGACUCUGGCAUUCAGAUCGAGCUUGUUGCACAAUGGAUCUCAAAGUAGAAACCGAAGAAAUGGACACAAAUCAACCCCCGCCCAUAGAAGUUUUUGCGCACAGCUCGACUCUGCACGGAAUCUCGCAUAUUUUCACGUACGAGCGGUUCUGCAUCAAACGCUGCCUGUGGGUCGUGUUUUUCUUGGGCUCUCUGACCUUCUUGCUGUACGUGUGCGUGGACAGGAUCCACUUCUACCUCGAGUACCCGCACGUAACCAAACUGGAUGAGGUCACGACCCCGAUCAUGACGUUCCCCGCGGUCACUUUCUGCAACCUGAACGCGUUCCGCUUCAGCAGGGUGACGCGCAAUGAUCUGUACCACGCAGGGGAGCUGCUGGCCCUGCUCAACCAGAGGUACGAGAUCAGGGACAUACAUCUUGUAGAGGAGAGCGUCCUGGAGAGCCUAAAGGUCAAAGCUGAUUUCCAUAAUUUCAAGCCGCGACCCUUCAACAUGCGGGAAUUCUACGAUCGCACCGGACACGACAUCAGUGACAUGCUGCUCGCCUGCCACUUUCAUGGCACCGAGUGCAGAGCAGAAGACUUCAAAGUGGUCUUCACUCGCUACGGGAAAUGUUACACCUUCAACGCCGGUGGUGAUGGACACCCUCCCCUCAUCACCACCAAAGGAGGUAUGGGUAAUGGACUCGAGCUCAUGCUGGACAUUCAGCAGGAUGAAUACCUGCCUGUCUGGGGAGAAACAGAUGAGACUUCGUUUGAAGCUGGAGUCAAAGUUCAGAUCCACAGUCAGGACGAGCCGUCCUUCAUUGACCAGCUCGGGUUCGGAGUGGCGCCAGGGUUUCAGACAUUUGUCUCCUGCCAGGAACAGAGGCUGAUAUAUCUCCCUCCUCCGUGGGGAGACUGUAAAGUGACGGCGAUGGAAUCAGACUUCUUUGACAGUUACAGCAUCACAGCCUGUCGCAUCGACUGUGAAACACGCUACCUGGUGGACAAUUGCAACUGUCGCAUGGUGCACAUGCCUGGCGAUGCUCCUUACUGCACCCCCGAGCUGUACAAAGAGUGUGCCGACCCAGCUCUUGAUUUCCUGGUGGAGAGAGACAAUGAUUUCUGCGUGUGUGAGACGCCGUGCAACAUGACGAGAUACAGCAAAGAGCUGUCCUUCGUCAAGAUCCCCAGCAAGGCCUCCGCCAAAUAUCUGGCAAAGAAAUACAACAAAUCUGAGCAGUACAUCAAAGAGAAUAUUCUGGUGUUAGACAUCUUUUUUGAGGCUCUCAACUACGAAACUAUUGAACAGAAGAAGGCUUAUGAAGUGGCUGGACUCUUAGGUGAUAUCGGUGGUCAGAUGGGACUUUUUAUCGGGGCGAGCAUACUCACCAUUCUGGAGCUAUUUGACUACCUUUAUGAGGUGAUAAAGUACAAGUUGUGCCGCUGCUCCGAUAAGAAGCACAAACACAACAACAGCAACGACCAGGGGACGGUCCUGAGCUUAGACGACGUCAAGUGCCACGUCAGUAACUUUCACUAGGCUUCUGCUGCCGUGAGGAGGAAGCCACCGUACUCUCUCGUCUCUGAGCGGUUUUAAUGGACUUUGUUCGUUGCAGUUUUUUAGGACUGCGGGAGCAAACAGAGGGAUGUGUCUAGACUGCGCCUGGUUACGGUUUGUGAAGUGGCAUGUGGCUGAAGUGAGGAGUCGCCACACAAACAGCAGGACAGAUCAAACAUGACGAAUUCAGAAUAACUGCAUGGUCAUCAGCUUCUUAAGACAUAGUAACAGAUACAGUAAAGAGGGCAUGAACUGAGCUGAGCUCCACAUGUGUUCAGUAAAUCAGCUUUAGCAUCAUGGUGGUGUUUGUCAAUCUGAAGGAGUUCUUUGUAAAAUAAUUGAUGUGACAGGUUGGUUUUUACUCACAAGAUGUUGUUAUUUUAGAGGUUUUUUUUAGGUAUUUGCAUGUCAGUGCUGCCUCUUUUAUUCCUGCCCUUUGAGGUUUGCUUUCAGUGCUCUUUUGUUCUUGACUUCUCCACCAAUUUUCCAUUUUUAUAUUCACGUCAUCCAGUCUUGUCUUAUGACUGAUGGCUCCCCUCGUUAAAAACCAGAGCAUUUUGCCAAAAUACUCUACUACCUCAUCUCGCAGGGUGACAGCGCCCUUAAAAAUUUACAAGCCAAGCAAAUUAAUAAUAAAAAAGGUCAUUUCCAUGUAUAGAAAUGAGCAGAAUAGGGUCUAAAAAAGCAAGCGACGUAACAUUUACUGAGCAGCAGUCUCAGGUCUAUUUAACAGGAGACAUUUUGACAUGUCACAGUAUGAAAACCAGAGCUGUGAAUAAUAGAAUUAAUGAUGGCUGAAUUCUAUUUAGCGGCUUCUCCUGCAGAGUCCUUUUAUUGUGUCUGCUGGCUCACUGUCACAGUCGCAGCUUACUAGGACACAGAGACAUUAUUAAUAGUGUUUGUUGUAACACCUGUGUUUUUCCUGCUAUGAACAGUCAAAAUGUCUGCUGUGGAAAAGGCCACAGUUACAGGACAAUCCCAGGAUAAUAAUAAAUGCUAGUAUGUCGUGUAGUGCAAGUUUAUUUAUAAAGCACCUUAUCAUACCCGAGUGUUAGUCAAAGCAGUUUCUGACUCAAGUCACCAUAAACUGCUGAUCAUACCAAGUUUACACUGAUUAAUCCUUCAGAAUAGAAAAGAAAAUAGUUUGAGUGUAAUCACUGUCAGCCAGAAAGUUAGAUGAGGAAAUUGAUAAAACACUAAUAAAUGAGAGCGGCAUCAUUCUGAACAUUGGGUGCGUAUUUUCAAAAAUGUGCUUUGCUUUAAAAGGGUAACUAUGGUAUUUUCCUUUUUUUUCAAGAUUCUUCACUUUUAUUGACAGAACAGCUGUAGACAGCUUGGACAUGUGGCGGAGAGACGGGGGGAUGACAUGCAGCAAAAGGCCGCCUGCAGGUUAAAUGGAACCCGAGCAGCUGCAGGUGAGCUAGAGGUCGCCCCAAUUUAGUGACUAUUGGAGACAACCAUUUUUAAAUUGGUACAGUAUUGCGCUCAAGGGCUGCAAUAUAACCACGCACCAUCAAUUUAUGUCCACUGAAAGUGUUUGUUUUUGCUACUGACAGGCUCAGAUUAUUCUAAGUGUCUGACAACAUGUUGGAAAGCAUCUCUACAGAGGUAGACAUUUAUGUCGAAGUGUAAGAUCCUUUUUGUUUAACCAGAAACAGCCCAGAAAUCGCUAUCGACAAACC
Plectropomus leopardus (leopard coralgrouper) is the source of this 3529-nucleotide messenger RNA. Its product is annotated as acid-sensing ion channel 1-like. Gene Ontology annotation, cellular component: plasma membrane. Gene Ontology annotation, molecular function: ligand-gated sodium channel activity. Lineage: Eukaryota; Metazoa; Chordata; Actinopteri; Perciformes; Serranidae. The record is from RefSeq and is a predicted model, not a curated record. Gene Ontology annotation, biological process: sodium ion transmembrane transport.